CCCUCCCCUCCCUCCUCAGCCGCCGUCCCGGCUCCGAGGUCCUUUCCAGCACACAGUGUGCUGCUGCAGGACCCCGUCCAGCGGGACAGCUGACAUGCGCGCCGGCCGCCGCCUUCGCUCCUGACAUGCUCCAGCUGGCCGCGCUCACGAGGCAGAUCCGGGACCCUCCCCGAGGCUUUCACGCGCUGUUUUUCGGCGACUGGGCUAUUGUGUGUGCGCGUCGGCCGUGCGCCUUGGAUCAUGGGCGUCGCGUAAUUGGCCAAGCACUGCUGGCCUCUGUCAAUGCGCCAGCGCUUCCGCCUGGCAUCUGGCAGCCACCAGCUUCGCGCCCGAAGCCCCGGCGAUGUUGUUGGACACGCUGCUCUCGGCUCUCGUGGCGCCCGCCGUCGGAGUGGCUGUGCCCAAGGGGAUGAGCCAGCACGCAUUCCUGACGGAAGCUGAUGGCAGGUUGUUUGGUGGAGCGGAGGUGGGCAUGCGCCUUGCCGAAGCAGCCCCCACCUCGCCCGACAUGCCGCAGCCGCCAGCGACAGUUUCGGCACGAUCUGGAGAGCGCCACAGGAUCUGCCAGCGAAGGAUCUCUGACAUUCACUCGCGGCGCGACCCCGACUCCUUGUUCCAGAUCGAAUCCUGGCUGGCCAAGUAUAAGGGCUCCGAGGACAUGAUCUAUAUUGAAGUGUGCAAGGAAUGCGGUGUCCAGCCGUCCCCUCUCUACGAGGGUCGCCCUCCAGACAGUAUUUGCCUCGCCCUUCUGCUCAGAGUGUAGCUGAGGUGCGCGCAGCGUUUGUGCAGGCUCUUUCUUCGUGGGGCGCCCUCAUUCGCUUUCCCCGCGGGCUCAAUUUACUUGCGCCCCCCCACCCGCCACCUCAACAGGUACUUCGUAUGAUGCUCUGCCAUCAAUGGGGCCCCCCAGUGUCCAUUAGGGCACGCCUCGCGCCAUGCCCCUCGUCGC
Messenger RNA from Prorocentrum cordatum, 949 nucleotides. The record is from the annotation of a GenBank genome assembly. Lineage: Eukaryota; Dinophyceae; Prorocentrales; Prorocentraceae.